Cajanus cajan (pigeon pea) is the source of this 1361-nucleotide messenger RNA. The record is from RefSeq and is a predicted model, not a curated record. Lineage: Eukaryota; Viridiplantae; Streptophyta; Magnoliopsida; Fabales; Fabaceae.
UUCUUUUAGGACGGUUUUUUGAAGUCCUAAUUGGUGUUAGACCUGAGCCGUUAUGGAAGCUGCUCAGUAAAAUUGGAGUUCUGUAUGCCCUGGAGCCACUUUUAACUAUUAUUUUUGUUAUAAACAUGAACAUAGUGUGGGAGAAAAUUAUGUCAACACUAAGAGCUCAGAUCUUUGGAAGAAUAUUGAUUCAGAAGAUUGAAUUUUUUGACAAAUACAAGGUUCAAGGAUUGGUUAAUACUUUUGGAGAUCUUCGUGGAACUUUGGCUGCUGUUGAGAGGAUCAACUCUGUUUUGUCUGGAGCUCCAGUUGAUGAUGCCCUUGCUUAUGGGUUAGAAAGAGAACUGAAACAAAAAACAAUGGAUGAUGAAAGCUAUAAAUUGGUCUUAGCUAAUAUUUCUACUGAGAAUAACCAAAAAAAUUAUUUACAUUACAUGUCAGCUCUUAAAACAUCAAGCAAUUUGUGUAACUUAGCUUGGUCUGGAGAUAUUUGUCUUGAAGAUGUGUAUUUCUCUUAUCCUUUAAGGCCAGAUGUGGAAAUCUUAAAUGGCCUAAAUUUACGGCUAAAAUAUGGAACUGUAACUGCUCUGGUGGGUCCUAGUGGUGCUGGAAAAAGUACAGUAGUACAGUUAUUGUCUCGUUUUUAUGAGCCUACAAGAGGUUGUAUAACAGUUGCAGGAGAGGAUGUCCGAACAUUUGACAAGAGUGAAUGGGCCCGGGUUGUCUCUAUUGUAAAUCAAGAGCCUGUUCUGUUUUCGGUGUCUGUUGGAGAAAAUAUAGCAUAUGGGCUCCCAGAUGAAGAUGUUUCUAAAGAAGAUGUGAUUAAGGCAGCGAAAGCUGCAAAUGCUCAUGACUUUAUAAUUUCACUUCCACAGGGCUAUGAUACACUUGUUGGCGAGCGUGGAGGUCUACUGAGUGGAGGACAGAGACAGAGAAUUGCUAUUGCCCGAGCUCUCCUAAAGAAUGCUCCUAUCCUUAUACUUGACGAGGCUACGAGUGCCCUGGAUGCUGUGAGUGAGCGCUUGGUCCAGGAUGCUCUCAACCAUUUGAUGAAGGGAAGGACAACAUUAGUAAUAGCUCACCGAUUAAGCACAGUCCAAAAUGCCUAUCAAAUUGCAGUUUGUUCUGAGGGGAGGGUUGCAGAACUAGGCACCCAUUUUGAGCUAUUGGCCAAGAAGGGCCAAUAUGCUUCACUGGUUGGUACUCAAAGGCUUGCAUUUGAAUAAAUUAUUAGGAUCAUGAUCAAGCUGUUAAUAGUCGAUGGAUACUCAAAUCUCAUGCUAUAUUGGUAUACAGGGUCUCAUCUUAUUGCAACAAAUCACAAAUAGAGUUGAAAUUACUCCUUCCAUUUUAAAAUACUA